Molecule: messenger RNA, 1502 nt
Organism: Nelumbo nucifera (sacred lotus)
Lineage: Eukaryota; Viridiplantae; Streptophyta; Magnoliopsida; Proteales; Nelumbonaceae
Product: microtubule-associated futsch-like protein
Source: RefSeq, a predicted model, not a curated record
CUCCACUUGGCAAGAACUCCGCUUUCCUCUUCUCCCUCUCCCCCCACUAUAUAAACUAUCCGCUCCUCUUUUGCACAUUCAGCCUGUUCAGUUCUGUUUCUGCAUUUCCUUUUGUCUAUCAUCCGGCCAUAAAGCAUGGACUCCAUUAAGGAACAAUCUUCUGCUUCUGCAAGAUCCAAACUUCGAUAUCCACUACGAUCUUCGAUUAAACCCAAGGAUGAUAAACCAGCCAUGGCGGAUGUGUCGUCCUCUUCUGCCUCUAAGAGGGGGAGGCCUGCGUCGAAUGUAAGCAAAAGCGUUAGUGUUCUUGAUCUCUCUGGAAAGGACAAGUAUGCCAAGCCACCUAGAAGGCUCUCUAUUCCUGCCAAGUCUACUGCCAGCCCGCUUCCAAGACCAGCUGGCACCAUAACUCCAAUAUCCGAAAAUAGAGCAAAGAGGCCUGCCAAUGGUCAACGGAAGAGUGAAACACCGGUUUCUGAUGCAUCCAAAUCACUGAACCGCCGGAAAUUCAGUGUUUUAUCCUCAGCAUCAUAUUGGUUAUCGCAGAUUAAGCUCUCUGAAUCUGCUUCUAAGCACUCCAUUUCACUUGCAUUCUUUAAGCUUGGCCUAGAGGCUGGAUGUGAGCCUCUGCAGCGAUUGCGGGAAGAGCUGAAAGCCUAUGUACGUCGACACAACCUUGGAGAACUUGAAGAACUUGCAAAAGAAUUGCUUAAAAUCUAUAACAUCAUGGAAGAUUUAGAGCAGUUGCAGAUUUCAGAGACCAUUUCUCAAGUGCCAGAAGAGAGUUCUCGAUCCUCUGAUGAAGAUGUUCAUAGCUAUGCUUCUAGUACAGAACCUAGGAAAUUAAGGCUCAUGUCCUUGAACUCUGAAAGUACUCAAGCUGCCAAAGUAAAAGAAACUGGCAAGGACGGUUCUCGUAAAAAAAUUGCUGCUUCCAAGAACAGGGUAUCGUUGAAUAGAAAUUCCACAAAUGCGAAAUCUGUUACAGAUAUUGGUAGUGACAACAUACAAAAGAAAUCUCAGAGGCUAACUGGGCAAUCAUCUAAGAAGGAAAAGGAUAUCAAGAAUCAAGGAAAGACCGCUUCUGGUGAAAAAGCCCUUUCUGGACCUAUCGGCGGCGUUGAGGAGACAUCGCAAGAAGACAAAGAAAACAUGGAUGCCGAACAACACAUGGAGGAGAUCAGCUUGAGUGAAGUAGCAUAGAAGAAACUGCAUCAGAAAACUUGAGUUAAUACAAAAGUUUGUCUUUUCUUAAUGGGAGUUUGUCUUCAGGUUUUUUUAGUGGGGACUUUUCCUUUGUAAAGAAAGAGUUGGGUUAAGUAUUCAGCUUUGGGUGUGAAUUGUGAAAGCCAUUUUUCUUCCUUUUUUCAUUCUUUUUUGUUGGUGGAUAAAUCAGUAUUAUUUUGCUUUUGUUUACCAUACUUCUGGUGUGGUUGCACAUUUAUGGCAUUGUUAAAUAUAUAUUAUUGUCUGUUUUAGUCAAUAAUUGUGAUUCUGUUUUA